CCCUCUUGCUCUGAUCUUAAAAUGGCUCCUAAAAAACUUGAACCAAAGAAGGAGGCAGCCAAGCCAGCGCCCCCUCCAGAGCCACAGAAACCCAAGGAACCUGAGUUUGACCCAAAAGGCAUUACGAUUGAGUUUACACCUGAACAGAUUGAAGAAUUUAAGGAGGCCUUCUUGCUGUUUGACCGAACACCGACUGGUGAAAUGAAGAUCACCUAUGCCCAGUGUGGGGAAGUCAUGAGGGCAUUGGGUCAGAACCCCACAAAUGCAGAAGUUAUGAAAGUACUGGGCAAGCCCAAACUUGAGGAAAUGACCUCCAAACUGAUUGACUUUGAGACUUUCCUGCCUAUGUUCCAACACGUGUCCAAGUCCAAAGAUCAUGGCACUUUUGAGGACUUUGUUGAGGGGCUGCGAGUGUUUGACAAGGAAGGAAACGGCACUGUAAUGGGAGCCGAACUUCGUCAUGUACUUGCAACGUUGGGUGAGAAGAUGACAGAAUCAGAGGUAGAACAGCUGAUGGCCGGACUGGAAGAUGGAAAUGGUUGUGUUAACUAUGAAGCUUUUGUUAAACACAUCAUGGCUGUGUAAACAAGAGGAACAAAUGUGACAGACUUCUGCUGUUCACAACAGAUCCUGAGCCCAGUUCUUCACUCUCUAUUGCCCUUAAACUAAUGUAGUUUUUUGGUUCAUGUGAUUUUGUAAUUGCAAAUACAUUUGUUUUCAUUUGUGUUGCACAGAUGCUCACAUAUUCCGUUUAAAACUCACAGGUUUGAAUAGAGAAAAACAAACAAACAAAUGAAAAACAGUCUCCUUGUUCUUUUGCUCUCAUCACAUUCUUCUCAAAUGAAGCUUCGCCAACAUUUAAAGACACAAAUGCAGCCAGAGUUCUCUGAAUGUACAGAGAUCCUAAUAAAAUGGAUUACAGCAAUAGCUGGAAAAUUAAAAAAGAAAAAAAUAUAAGAUUCUGAAUCACCAGUGUCACUGUGAAUUACUGAUCAAGAGAGUAUGAAUAACUUAGGGAACUCCACACUACAGUACACGUGUAAAACUUUAUAUGGUUUCUGGCCUAGAAAACUACACUUCAUACAGAUCCUCUUGAGUAAAGUAGCAUUUUGGUUUAAGUCAUUUGUUAAGUGCCUUUAACCUCCUGAGAUCUCGCGUCCACAUGAGUGGACAUUAUGCUUUGGCUUCGCUAUGGGCUAUGCAUAAUUCAAUUUAAUUUAAACUGACUGAUCUCAGUUCAGGAUAUUCUAGUCUGUCAUUAAAGGGUUAAACUUUUGAUGCACUGAGUCAUGUGACAAAACAACAUGGCACCGAUCUUAGCUGAGUUUGUCUUUGGGAGAAACUCCAACAAAUUACAUCUGGUAAGAAACCUAAUUAAGUUAUCACUUUAAAACCUGUUUGAGCCAAAAGAGUCUCUAGUUUCAUCUGAUAUGCCAUUUAAAAUAUUUCAUCCAUUUAUAGCAAAACGGCACGCUGUUAAACACAAUGACCACGUACAUGGACUAUCGGCUCAUUUUCCUUAAAAUAUCCUAUUUUCACUGUACAUUAUAACACUGAGAAUCAAUGGUUGCAUCCAAAAGCUGAAAAAUGUUGCAUUCAGAGGCUUUAUACGGAGUUAGGAUGAAAAUAAGGUGCAUUUCAAACUUUUCUGAGACCAGUGCAGACAGACAGCACACUGCAGGUUAAGUCAUUCACUAAAUAGGGAGCAAGGGAAGGGAGCAUCCUAUAGCUUUCCUAUGUGCAUUCAUGCCUAACAUCCAGUCAAAAGUUCAGUUUCAGGCUGCAGAUGAUGUUUGGACCACUCAACAUGUUUGGCAGAUAUGGGACGAUGGUAAACAGUAUAUAAAUUCAGAAUUUUUCAUGCAUAAUUUUAUUUUACCAUGGUCGGCAGUGAUUGGAUGAUGCUGGCCAGUACUUUGUAUCAGAAUUAUUUAUGCUAAUUUCUGAUGUAAUGUCUCAAAAGCAUGAAUAACCAACACUCCUGGAAACAUAAACAAUUUGAUUUAAAAAAAUCUUUACUUUCUAAAGCUUGGUAUUAUUUAAAAUUUCAAAACGUUGUCCCACUGUCCACAUAUGUGGACAUCAAUUUUUAACAGGUAUAAUUAUAUUGAAAAAUAUUACUUCUAGUACUUCUGGAAAUGGUGUAUUUAUAACCA
This is a messenger RNA of Myxocyprinus asiaticus (Chinese sucker), 2156 nucleotides long. RefSeq names its product myosin, light chain 4, alkali; atrial, embryonic (gene myl4). Lineage: Eukaryota; Metazoa; Chordata; Actinopteri; Cypriniformes; Catostomidae. The transcript is spliced from 7 exons. Gene Ontology annotation, cellular component: myosin II complex. The record is from RefSeq and is a predicted model, not a curated record. The coding region runs from base 22 to 585 and encodes 187 amino acids. Gene Ontology annotation, molecular function: calcium ion binding.